Bactrocera oleae (olive fruit fly) is the source of this 2343-nucleotide messenger RNA. RefSeq names its product integrin linked kinase (gene Ilk). Gene Ontology annotation, cellular component: cytoplasm. Gene Ontology annotation, molecular function: protein binding; ATP binding; protein kinase activity. Gene Ontology annotation, biological process: signal transduction; protein phosphorylation. The record is from RefSeq and is a predicted model, not a curated record. Lineage: Eukaryota; Metazoa; Arthropoda; Insecta; Diptera; Tephritidae.
UUUCUUUUUAUAAACGUUUUUUAAGAAACAGUUCUACAACACUUUUCUUUAGCGAGUAUCUAAACCAUUUCUGACAUCACAGCUCCCAUUGGAAUUUGACAGUUCAUUGCUAAAUAAAUUCUUCAAGUUCUUUUGCAAACCAAUCUGUUGAAUUAAUUUAGAAAUUAUUUUUUAAAGUGUUAUUUAGUGGGAUUUUGUGCACAUAUUAAAAUUAGUUAAUUUGUCUUGAAUAAAACAAAAAUAUGGAGGAUAUAUUUCAUUGGUGCCGUGAGGGAAACUCAAUACAAGUACGCCUUUGGCUUGAAGAUACUGGCAAUGAUAUGAAUUUAGGUGAUGAUCAUGGCUUCAGCCCCCUGCAUUGGUGUGCCAAAGAAGGCCAUACAAAAUUGGUGGAAACCUUGAUACAACGUGGCGCACGCGUUAAUGCCACCAACAUGGGCGAUGAUAUUCCCCUACAUCUUGCCGCUGCACAUGGACAUCGCGACAUUGUGCAAUUACUAAUUCGUGAGCGCUCCGAUGCCAAUGCUGUAAAUGAACACGGCAAUACGCCGCUGCAUUAUGCCUGCUUCUGGGGUUAUGAUAUGAUCUGUGAAGAUCUAGUCAAUGCUGGUGCGCUCGUUUCAAUUGCCAACAAAGAUAACGAUACGCCGUUAGAUAAAGCCAAAGCAGGUUUAUCAAAGCGUCUGCAGGAUUUGGCUGAGCGAAAUGGUCAUGACAUUAAGAAAAUAAGCUUUAAAGAACAAAGUUGGUUGGGCACCAAAACACGUUCACGCGACGCUACACUCUCACGCUUUAAGGGUAUUAAUUUGGGCGAAUUGGAUUUGCAUACAAAAAUCGCCAGUACGCCGUCGGGUGAGACAUGGCGUGGCCGUUGGCAGAAGAACGAUGUUAUAGCAAAAAUUUUAGCGGUGCGUCAAUGCACAGCGCGCAUAUCGCGUGAUUUCAACGAGGAGUUCCCAAAGCUGCGCAUUUUCUCACAUCCAAAUAUAUUGCCUAUCAUUGGCGCAUGUAAUCAACCACCAAAUCUAAUUACAAUUAGUCAGUUUAUGACACGUGGUUCACUCUUUAAUUUGCUACACCGUGCUACUGGUAUUGUCGUGGAUACGGCGCAAGCAGUGCGUUGCGCCUUGGACAUAGCACGCGGUAUGGCGUAUCUGCACUCACUAGAACGCAUCAUACCAACCUAUAACUUGAACAGUCAUCACGUGAUGAUCGAUGACGAUUUGACCGCGCGCAUCAAUAUGGGCGAUGCGAAAUUCUCCUUCCAAGAGAAGGGUCGCAUUUACCAGCCGGCCUGGAUGUCACCGGAGGCGCUGCAACGCAAACCGGGCGAUCGGAAUUGGGAGGCGUGCGACAUGUGGAGCUUCGCCAUAAUCUUGUGGGAGCUGACAACGCGUGAAGUGCCGUUUACCGAAUGGUCACCCAUGGAGUGUGGCAUGAAGAUUGCCUUGGAGGGUUUGCGCGUGAAAAUACCGCCGGGCACGUCGGCGCACAUGUCGAAACUCAUCACGAUCUGCAUGAAUGAGGAUGCCGGCAAGCGACCGAAAUUCGAUAUGGUCAUACCGAUUUUAGAUAAGAUGAAACGCUAAAGUGUUUGAGAGAAAAAAAUAAAUAUUACCACAGCUGCCUUUAUAUGAAUUUGCGCAGAGCGUUUCUAGCACAUUUUCACUUAAAAAUAAAACAAAAAUAUAAAUGUGUGUUGUAUUUAAGCCAAGCACAACGAAAAUGCCAACUAAUUGAAUAAAUACAAAAUUACCAUUUGCUGCAUGCGGCGCAAGUGUUUGCCUGGUGUUUACAUAACACCGCUGCAUGUGGUUGCCUUCGCCAAACCACAAAAGUGCCUAAAAUCGUUGGAAUUUUCAAUUAACGCAUAAAAUUUAACUCAACUUAAACGCAUAUUAUAAAAAAUAAUUGCACAAAGUAUAUUUAGUAAUUUAUAACAAUUUUUUAUUUCAUAAUUUAUAUAUAUACAUAUAUACAAACUAUUUAUAAAUCAGCGUUGACCGCACGUAAAUGUUGCAUGUUGUGUAAUUAAGUCAAUUUCUCUUUGUGGCAACUGUGUCACGUCAAAUUCUGCAACUACAACAACUAUAACUACUAUUCACCAAAUGACGCAUAAUAAUUAAUUUAUUUAAUAUAUUUAUAUGUAUUUGUUUACUAAACUCUGCUAUUCUAAGAAGCGAAUUUAACUUUUAGCUGUUUAACGGUGCUCUAACUGUAUUUAUAAUGCCACCACAGUUGUAUUUCGUUAAUUUUAACUACUUUCAACGCCCACUGAUUUAUGUUUGUAUUGUUUUUGUACUCAUCUCGAUAAUAAAAAUAAAUUUUUUGUUAUUACUGUUA